Gamsiella multidivaricata is the source of this 1851-nucleotide messenger RNA. RefSeq names its product rab-GTPase-TBC domain-containing protein. The coding region runs from base 1 to 1851 and encodes 616 amino acids. The record is from RefSeq and is a predicted model, not a curated record. NCBI's taxonomy places the organism in Eukaryota, Fungi, Mortierellomycota, Mortierellomycetes, Mortierellales, Mortierellaceae. The transcript is spliced from 7 exons.
AUGGCCAUGGCUACACCCGCACCGGUGCCCACGUCGCUCAACCGUAACAGGAGCAAUGACUUUGUCAGACGAGGGGACAGCACAUCAUCUACACAUCAGCAGCAAUACCAGUACCAGGAUCAGGACCAGGACCAGGACCAGAGCCCACGGCGACAGCUCAAGACCAGCAAAUCCGUCGAUGGCCUACGUCGAGUUCGGUCUCACACCGCAGACCCGACCAUGCAUGGUCUCCACAGGAACUUUGACGACGUCCAUAUCAACUCCCCUAGCUUGACGCAGACUCAACUGGACGCUUAUGGAUCUCCGGCGACAGUGGAGAGUCAGGACCAAUAUUCCUCCGAACGCUCGGCACCGACGUCAUAUCGGAAUGGGAAGGCGCCACCUCAUUCAGGAAACGGGUAUGGUUACGAACACGGCGGCAGCGAGCGUUCCUUUCCUCAGAAACAGCAGCAACAGCAACAGCAACAACACCAACUGGAGCAGCAAGACUAUCAUGCAACACAGGCUCCUGCUUCACAUUCGCCAUACCAAAAUCUCAAUAUCCAGACCAACCAGGUCGCUUCACGAUCAACCCCAAAGCUGUCAUUUUUUCCACAGACAGCCACGCAGAGCAAUUAUACGAGUGAAUCAAAGGAGACACGGUCAUUCAAUGGAACAUCAGGGCAGCUGGACCCCAAACCGAAACCAAAGACAUCCAAACUGAAGCCCAUUGUCCUUGUUGAAAAGGACGAUGAUGAACACGUUGAGCGAGAUCAAUAUGGGUUUAAGAAGGAAUCACAAUGGCUCUCACACCACGACUUUGUGAUCUUUGAGACCUACUAUAUUCCGAUCAUGGAGAGGCGUCGUCAGAAGUGGGCUAUUUUCAUGAAUGAUUCUCAUGGAGAAUUGCCCCCCAGAUCUGCAAAACUCAAGAGAUACAUCCGCAAGGGCAUCCCAGCAGCGCUCCGAGGCGAAGCAUGGUUCCAUUACAGCGGCGCAGAGGACAAAUGUAAGGCAAAUCCAGGACUGUUCAAACGACUGGUUGCUCAAGCCAAGGCCAAAGGGCCAUCAAACGAACAUGCCGAAGUUAUCGAGCGAGAUCUCCACAGGACCUUCCCCGAAAAUAUUAACUUCAAAUCCCAGAUCACCCAACACCAAGACGGCGCCUCCCACCUCUCCACCGACAAUGUCGCCGCGAUUCAAUCCCUCCGCCGGGUUCUCCUCGCCUUUUCUCUCCACUGUCCCUCGAUCGGAUACUGUCAAUCGCUCAACUAUAUUGCCGGGAUGCUCUUGCUCUUCAUGAACGAGGAGCAGUCGUUUUGGACAUUGUCUGUAAUCAUACAGAAUUUCCUGCCAGAGGGAAUGUAUGAUGUGACGAUGGAGGGCGCGAAUAUCGAUCAAGCAGUCUUGAUGACCUUAGUUAUGGAACGUCUGCCGGCUAUUUGGGCGAAAUUCAGUGGUGGGGCUAAUGCGGUUGAGAUGGAUGAGGGCGCAGGGUUGCCGACAGUGACACUUGUGACGAGUCAUUGGUUCCUGACACUCUUUAUCAAUAUCCUUCCCGUCGAGUCGAUUUUGAGAGUAUGGGAUUGCUUCUUUUACGAGGGUCGGAAGAUCCUCUUUCGAGUCGCGCUCACCAUCAUGAGACUGCAUGAGGCCGAGAUCGCAAAAAUCGACGACCCCUUGGAGGUCUUUCAAGUGGUCCAGAAUAUACCCAAGCGAAUGAUCGACUGCCACAAGUUGAUGGAGGCAUGCUUCAAACGGCUGGGCUCGUUUGAUCUGACGACUAAGGAUAUCGAUCGCCGGUAUGAUCAGUUUAGGGCCAAAAGGAAAACCGUCAGGGCUUCCAGGGCUGGUAUGCGUGAUCCGAAGUAG